GUUAAUGAUCUGUCACAAUAUACAUAAAUAUUGCAGAAAUGGACGGUUAUUUCAAUGAUAGCCGAAAAUCCUCUUAACUUCUUGUUUUUAUUCCAGGGUCGUUUUUAAUGUGUUGUGUUAACUAUAAGGAGAAAGACAUGACUGAGUUAAGGAUGAGAGGAAGAGGAGCGGAUCCCGACAGCGUUAGUGGAAGCAUGGAGGCAGCUGGAGAGGACAGAUUGGGUCUGGCUGGAGGAGAGGGAGAUGGAGACCGAGAGUCUAACGCAGGCACUCCAGAAGUUCCUCCCUCCACAGUAGACAACACUCCACAGUUCCUCAACAAGGCUGUGGAGGGCCUCAACCCCAGAUGGAAGAACUGGCGGAUCCGAGGGGUUCUGUCUCUGGCCAUGAUAUCAGGAUUCUUUAUGGUCAUCUACCUGGGACCCACCAUGCUCAUAUUAGUGGUGAUGACCAUCCAGAUCAAGUGUUUUCAGGAGAUCAUUGAUAUCGGCUACAGAGUCUACCAUUCCUACGAGCUGCCCUGGUUCAGGACACUCAGCUGGUACUUCCUGAUUUGUGUGAAUUAUUUCUUCUACGGUGAGACGUUGGCGGAGUACUUUGGUGCGUUGGUUCAGAGAGAGGAUUCACUCCAGUUCCUGGUCCGAUACCAUCGCUUCAUCUCCUUCACUCUCUACCUGGCAGGUUUCUGCAUGUUUGUUCUGAGUCUAGUGACGAAACAUUACCGGCUGCAGUUUUAUAUGUUUGCGUGGACCCAUGUAACCCUCCUGAUCGUGGUUACACAGUCUCACCUAGUCAUUCAGAACCUGUUUGAAGGAAUGAUCUGGUUCAUCGUCCCCAUCUCCAUAGUGAUAUGCAAUGACAUAAUGGCCUACCUGUUUGGUUUCUUCUUUGGCAGAACGCCACUCAUUAAGCUGUCUCCUAAGAAGACGUGGGAGGGGUUUAUAGGAGGCUUCAUCUGGACCCUGGUCUGUGGCUUCAUACUGGCCUACCUGCUAGCUCAGUUCCAGUACUUUGUGUGUCCUGUGGAGUACAACAGCGAGACCAACCGCUUCACCGCGGACUGUGAACCCUCUGACAUCUUUGUGAUGCAACAGUACACAUUUCCCUUCGCUGUCCAGAACAUCCUCACAUGGAAAACGGUGAACCUGUACCCGUAUCAGAUCCACAGUGUGGUGCUCUCCACCUUCGCCUCUCUGAUUGGUCCCUUUGGAGGAUUCUUCGCCAGCGGCUUCAAGAGAGCGUUCCAGAUCAAAGACUUUGCAAACACCAUCCCUGGUCACGGAGGCAUCAUGGAUCGCUUCGACUGUCAGUAUCUGAUGGCUACCUUCACUCACGUUUACAUAGCCAGCUUCAUCAGAGGUCCCAACCCCAGCAAGGUGUUACAGCAGCUGUUGGUCCUCCAGCCAGAGCAGCAGCUCAGUAUCUUCAACGCCAUGCGAGAUCGCCUGAGAGACAGAGGAAUACUGCCCCCUGCUGCCAUGUAGUACACGCACACACACAGUGUGAGAGAGAGAGUGUGUGCGAGAGAAAUUGUCGUUUGGCUGCUUGUGUGUUACUAGAUUUACACAUCUAGUUUUUCUGGAUCUAUAUCAAGUAAUGCGCGAGGGAAAAAAUGGCACAGCAGCCAUUUUGGGACGGUUGUAGAUGACCACACAUAGCAAUCAUCUUUUUUUUGGUGAUUUCUACCUUCUUCCAGAAACUCUUCUGAACAACGACUGUUUUGUUUUUCUUGUUCUUUUAACCAGUCCUCAUUACUGUGAACUAAAGGUGUUGCUCCCAGCAACAAGAAGUUAGCUUUUACAAAUAACAACAAUACUUUCGCGACUUUACAUGUACCACUGGGACCUGCACGAGCACCUGCACCAACAAACUACAGUAAGCCAAUGUAAUGCUACCAUGCUAACUAGCGGCAGCAACAUUUUAAAGACUAAAGGCUGCGUUGCUCUGAAGAAACCAAAUUGGUCCUAGUUAAGACCGCAAUAUGGUUUGUUUCAUAACGUACUGUAGGGGACAGUGACUGGCGGUCACCCUGUGGAUGGAUGGAGAUUAUUACAGUGAUUUUAUCCGAACUGAAGGAAGACACAGGGCAAAUCAAGGAUAGCAGUUUAUCCUGGGUUGGUGUUGGCUUGGAGCAACAGCAGGGUCUUAUUCACUAGACACCAAACCGAAGAAAACGGACCGGAACAGGGAGGUACUGACCUGAAUUUGUCCAAUUAGAAACGUCUGUUUUCUGUUGCAUAAUGUUUUGCUAAAGUGUGCACUGAUGAACGUUUUUGGGCGCUGCCCUAAUAUGUUGAAGAUACUAAACACACUUGACUUGGGCAUGGUGUUUAUUUAAUAAUAGUAUGUUAUAGGGGCGGCAGGGUAGCCUAGUGGUUAGAGCGUUGGACUAGUAACCGAAAGGUUGCAAGUUCGAAUCCCUGAGCUGACAAGGUACAAAUCUGUCGUUCUGCCCCUGAACAUGCAGUUAACCCACUGUUCCCAGGCCGUCAUUGGAAAUAAGAAUUUGUUCUUAACUGACUUGCCUAGUAAAAAAAUAAUAAUAAUAAAUCUGUCUAUAUCAGCACGUCAGCAUGACGUAUACAACAAUAAUACGAUCUAAAACGUUUAAGCAUGUUCCUAAGUCCCUGUCGUUCAUUACAACUGAAAUAAGCUGAUUUUCUUCUGAAGUAGUUUUAGUUUCUAGAUUGACCUACUGUUAGGUAUUGGAACUUCACCUCACAGCUAUAUACACACUACCAUUCAGAGGUUUUACAACACCUAGACAUUCAAGGGUUUUUCUUUAUUUGUACUAUUUUCUACAUUGUAGAAUAAUAGUGUGAAGACAUCAAAACUAUGAAAAUAACAACAGUAAUCAAAAAAAUGUGUUAAACAAAUCAAAAUAUAAUUUAUAUUUGAGAUUCUUCAAAGUAGCCACCCAGUGCCUUGAUGACAGCUUUGCACACUAUUGGCAUUCUCUCAACCAGCUUCAUGAGGUAGUCACCUGGAAUGCAUUUCAAUUAACAGGUGUGUCUUGUUAAAAGUUCAUUUGUGGAAUUACUUUCCUUAAUGCAUUUUAGCCAAUCAGUUGUGUUGUAACAAGGUAGAGGUGGUAUACAGAAGAUGGCCCUAUUUGGUAAAAGACUAAGUCCAUAUUAUGGCAAGAACAGCUCAAAUAAGCAAAGAAAAACAACAGUCCAUAAUUACUUUAAGACAUGAAGGUCAGUCAAUCCGGAACAUUUUGAGAACUUUGUAAGUUUCUUCAAGUGCAGUCAACUGUUCAGAGGAGACUGAGUGAAUCGGACCUUCAUGGUCGAAUUUCUGCAACAACAAAAAAACACUACGAAAGGACACUGAUAAGAAGAAGAGACCUGCUUGGGCCAAGAAACAAGAGCAAUGGACAUUAAACCAGUGGAAAUCUGUCCUUUGGUCUGAUGAGUCCAAAUUUUAGGUUUUUGGUUCCAACCACCGUGUCUUUGUGAGACGCAGAGUAGGUGAACGGAUGAUCUCUGCAUGUGUGGUUCUCAUUGUGAAGCAUGGAGGAGGUGGUGUGAUGGUGCUUUUGCUGGUGACAGUCUGUGAUUUACUUAGAAUUCAAGGCACACUUAACCACCAUGGCUACCACAGCAUUCUCCAGUGAAACGCCAUCCCAUCUGGUUUGCUCUUAGUGGGACUAUCAUUUGUUUUUAAACAGGACAAUGACCCAAUACACCUACAGGCUGUGUAAGGGCUAUUUGACCAAGAAGGAGAGUGAUGGAGUGCUGCAUCAGAUGACCUGGUCUCCACAAUCACCCGACCUCAACCCAGUUGAAAUGGUUUUGGAUGAGUUUAACCACAAAGUGAAGGAAAAGCAGCCAACAAGUGCUCAGCAUAUGUGGGAACUCCUUCAAGACUGUUGGAAAAGCAUUCCAGGUGAAUCUGGUUGAGAGAACACCAAUAGUGUGCAAAGCGUCCUUCAAAGCAAAGGGUGGCUAUUUUGAAGAAUCUAAAAUAAAAUAUAUUUUGGUUACAACAUGAUUCCAUAUGUGUUAUUUCCUAGUUUUGAUGUCUUCACUGUUAUUUUACAAUGUAGGAAAUAGUCAAAAUAAAGAAAAAUCCUUAAAUGAGUAGGUGUGUCCAAACUUUUGACUGGUAGUGCAUUUCUAGGUAUGGAUCACUGUAAACAAAUGCAGAAAAAUUACAGUAAUUUUCAAAAUAAUUAGCUAAAUUUCCCGAAAUCCUAGUUGUAAUAUUCCCCAAAAAUCAGGAGGGAAUAAGCAAGAAAUCCAAUAUCCUCCAACUCUGGGAAUUUGGGGAAAGUUACUGGAAUUUGGCAACUAUAGCAACCAGCACACACUAUUACACUGUGUACAUAUCUCCAAUGUAUUACUGUAUAUCAUAUUUAUCUGAACAAAGACCUAAUAUCAAAUCUUUAAACUAUGAAAACUAUAUGCAAAAUAAACAUACAAUGGGACGUUAUUAUUUAUCUGUAGCAAUAGCAUUAAUGAACUGUGGUUGAAUAGGUAGCUAGGUGGGGAGGGGAUAUAAACCUUUUUUUGGGUGGGGGGGGCAUCUAUUAACAUAUAAGGUGAACUGGUGGCUGCUGACGUGAGAAUGUCUGGGGUAACUUAAACUUGAGAUUGUGAAAGAUAUCGUUUUUUUGCUACCUUUUUCGGUCUAGCCUUAUUAACCAAUUAUUUUAGUUGCACUAUAGUUGAUUGUCCAUCUCUCUUCAGCUGACCUGAACCAUUCAACUGUUCCAAUAUUCCUAUUUCCUUCCUUCUUACCAGACUCGAUCUUUUGUAAAAGAAAUUGUAGAAAAUAACAUUUUAGAAGUCUACUUAUUUGUUGUAUUGCUCUUAAAGGGGUUGGUAUUGAGAGAAUUCAAGAUAUUUUGGUAACAUUUCAUGUUAUGAUUGCGAUGUGAGGCAAAUUACAGUGCGUGUACACACAUACACUCAGUGGCCAGUUUAUUAGGUACACCACCCCGUUCACAUAAAUGCUUUGCUCUUCCAGUGAGUCAAGUGGAUGUGGUUUGCUAUAUAAAGGAAUCAGACAGGCAUCGAGACAUUCAGUUACUGUUCCAUUGACCGUUAGAAUGGGGGAAAACUAGUGACCCAAGUGACUGGGCGUGGUGCGUUCGUCGGUUCCAGGAUCUCAGAAACGGCCGGCCGGCCUCACGACAGUCAGCGGGAGUCCUGCGGACGAAAACAGCUUUGUCGAAGGAGAAUGGCAAGAAUCGUGCAAGCGAACAGGCGGGCAACAAACAGGCACAGUAUAACAGUGGUGUGCUGAACGACAUCUUGCAACGCACAACUCUUCGGACCGGGUUCCACUCCUAUCAGCUAAAAACAAGAAGAAGAAGAAGCAGCUCCACUGGACAACUGAAGAGUGGAAAAAUAUCACCUGGUCUGACACAUCCCAGUUCCUGUUGCAUCAUGCUGAUGGCAGAGUCAGGAUUUAGCGUAAGCAGCAUGAUGGCCCCAUCCUGCCUGGUGUCAACGGUACAGACUGGUGGUGGUGAUGUCAGGAAUGUUUUUCUGGCACAUGUUAGGUCCCUUGAUACCAAUUUGAGCAAAGUUUCCAUGUCCUGAAUAAUUCAGGCUGUUCUGGAUGCAAAGGGGAGUCCAACCUGGUACUAGAUGGGUGUACCUAAUAAACUGGAAGCUGAGUGUAUAUGAAAUAUAUUAUAUUCAGAAGAGUAGCUGUAUCUUUCAGAAAUGUGGUUGCUUUUGAAUCUAUAAAGGCAUAUGGAUGGGGCUUCUGUGUUAGGCUGGUAUUCAAUCAAAGGCCAGUACCGGAAAAUCUGCACUGUGGCAAAACAUUACCACCUUGCUGGAACAUGAAAGUCGUGAUUUGAUAAACAAUGUUUACUGGUUGAAAAAUAAUCAGGAAACAAACUCUCACUCGUUUGAAUGAUUCAAAGAAAGGGUCCUUUUUUUUGUUGUUGUUGCAUUGGAGAGAGAAAAAAAAUGUAUCUGGUGUCUUUUGAUUGAUUUGAAGCCAAACCUUCAUCUGUUCUGAUUAGCAGAGAGAGAGAGUUCCAGAAAGGUUUACCAAAGCACGUUCUGAAACACUUCCUUGGGUUUUUACUUAUUUAUUUCCUCCAGAUAUAUUUUUGUUCUUCCUGGUUUCUUUCUCAUGUUGAAAUAACUGCUCUCUUCUGUGGAUUUGUGGAACUAGUUCUGUACUGUAGAAUUGUGGUGUCACUUCUAAAGUCCUCCCCAUGGCCAAACGGCUUCUCUCUCUAUUGGUUCCUGCUUGGGAUUAGAUUUUUAUAGAUUGUUUCUGUAUGGAUGUUUUAACUGUCCACUCGCUUAUUAAAACACAUGCACGUGGAUAAUAGAAAGUUCUUGGUUUGGCCCCAUACGAGAAACCCUUUUUAUGCUUCUAGGUAGAACCUUUUUGGUGGUGUGAAAGGUACUACCACGUAGAACAUUGCAUUAGUGAAAGGAAAGUGUUAUUUUUCAGAGGGUUCUCCUAUGAGGGAACAAUGUGAAGAACCCUUUUAUGGUUCUAGGUAGAGCUGCCUUUUAAGAGGGUACAGCAUGUGGUGUUCAACACAACCCAGUCUGACCAAAAGUGGCGCUAUCCAAGGUAAAGAUGUGGUCGAGGUGUAUGAGACUUAAGGUGUGAAAUGGCUGCAGUUAAAAUGAGGUUUAAGUUGGUGUGGUUUUAGUUAUGUUGUGAUAAUAUAUAAGCAUAUAUACUGUUGGCAACACGGUAGUAUUACAAUGAACACGACCUAAAAGUGCAAGUCCGAUAACCUAAAUACCAGGUAUUAUGCAAAAGUUUUGGGGUCUCAUGUCUUUAUCUUUUGACUCUUUUUCGUUUUGUUUUGAUUGCUUAUGCAGAAUUUGUUUUCUAAUAAAUCUAUAGCUUUUUGAAGUGGGGUAAGAUUGAAAAGUUGACGUUGUAUUGUGAAAGAGUUAAGAUAAUAUAUACACAUACACAGUUCUGUCUAAAAGCAUAGUGUGAAUAUAAUUAGUUACAUUGUGAUUCUGUAUGGAGGUGAAUAAAUUCUUAUUUUUUCCCCUUUACAAAAAUAUA
Messenger RNA from Oncorhynchus masou masou (cherry salmon), 7008 nucleotides. RefSeq names its product phosphatidate cytidylyltransferase 2-like. Lineage: Eukaryota; Metazoa; Chordata; Actinopteri; Salmoniformes; Salmonidae. Gene Ontology annotation, molecular function: phosphatidate cytidylyltransferase activity. Gene Ontology annotation, cellular component: endoplasmic reticulum membrane. The coding region runs from base 108 to 1484 and encodes 458 amino acids. The record is from RefSeq and is a predicted model, not a curated record. The transcript has 13 exons.